AUGUCUUCUAAUACCGAUGGCCUGCCUCCCUACCAGGAGAAGCCUUCUUCUACUCAAGAAACGAUAGCUCCUAGUGCUCAGCCCAGCCGCCUCCCUUACCCCAGCCGCCUUGGUGGUAGCAUCCAAACGUGCUCAAUAAGCGAUGGCUAUAUCGACCAUUUCUCUAUCACUCGUGUUUCUGAUUCAACCUACCAUCUAUCUCUUACGGUAGACCCUACACCCAUUUAUCGUAUCGAACUCAUCCUUGGGCCUACCAAAGUGGGCAACAUCCAAAUUUUCUCUGCGUCUGAUACCACGCUCCCUGCUCUUGCUGUAGCAGCACGCGCAUCAAGUGAUCGGAAAGGCAAGAAAGUGCCUGUGGCCACGAUAUGCACUUCCUCACCCACUGAGCCUGACGCGCACUGGCGUCCCGUCUUUUGCACAAGUAGCGGCUGUGCAUGCCACGACUAUAGCAGCGAGAUACCAGUCGUCAAGGUGCCUGGUCGAGCUGCCAAACCUCAAGCUUUCAAAUGGGUUGUCUGGGACGACGAACCUGCGCGGCUGUGGUGGCAAGGUCCACUCCCCUUCCAACCAAAUCCGCUGCAUAGAUCGGCUCCAACAUCGAUGCCCUUUCUCUUUGCGGCAGUAACAGUUGAGCCCGGUGAUGGGGAGACUUUGGUGCAAAUCCGGAGGGGAGCAGGCAUUGAUUUUGAGUUGAGAGUAAUUCUGGAGACGUUUCUCUUUUCAAACCUGAGCACGAAAGUGAAGUCGGCCUGA
Messenger RNA from Clonostachys solani, 756 nucleotides. The record is from the annotation of a GenBank genome assembly. NCBI's taxonomy places the organism in Eukaryota, Fungi, Ascomycota, Sordariomycetes, Hypocreales, Bionectriaceae.